UGAAGCUCGUCACUUCGGAAACAAUGUGAACCGUGCAAAUAUUUUGCCGGUUGAAUGACUCGGAAGGCUAACGAAAAUGCUGGCACAGUACCAUCGAAGUGUUCGGAUAAGACAAUGGCUUCAAUCACGGCACACUACUGAGAAGAGUUGAGAACCUGCACAUCAUCUUUUGCAUCAUUCUGCCGGUGGACCCUGGCAAAGUGAUUAUUCUUCAAGAUAUUUUUGUGCCCUUUGCGUUGACGUGGAAUUUCCUGCGAUGUAGGAGAAGGGGAGAACCGUCGCAGGUAGAACUCGGAAGUGGGCAUUAAGAAGCGGAACUGCCCAAAGAAGAGCAAGUAGUUCAUGCAGCUGCAAUUUCGCCUGCAGAUGUAUUUCUUCUUCGUCAUUCCAAAGGAGGGUGUAUCUGCAUCCUUCGCAAAUCAACACCUACCCAGCGACUCAAAGGAGCGGAAAACUCAGGUAGAGGAUAUAGUUUUUGACGUAGUGACUUGGUUUUGAAUGGGAUCGGACGAGUAUUCUUCAAGCUUUUGAGAUUUCGCUACUUCAGCAACUGAUGGAGCAACGGAUUGGUACCAUGAUGGCGAUGAGCAUGUUAUUGGUGUCAAUGCUGGCACUGUGUGCUUGGCAAGUGGAAUCAGCGUAUUACAGACCUCCGGAUAUGAAGACGUACCACCCUGUGAUCGGAGUGCUGACCUUGCCGGAACCGAGGUGCUUACAGUAUGGUACCCAAGUGAUCGCCACCUCCAACGCGCGCUGGGUGCAAGCUGGUGGCGCUCGCGUGGUGCCCAUCUUCUACGACUCCAGUCCGGAGGAGCUCGACUACAUCUUGAGCCGCGUGAACGGGGUGUUCUGGACCGGUGGAAAUGUCGACUUCAAUCCGCACACCGGAUCAACUAACGGCUCCAGAUACUUAAAGACGACGGAGUACAUUUUGAAGUAUGUCUUGCGGGAGAAUCGUCAGAGAAACUAUUACCCGCUAUGGGGCACCUGUCUGGGCUUCGAGCGGUUGCUGCAGUUGAUAGCGCGAGACGAGAAGUCGGUUAUCGUGGAAAAAUUCGACGCAGAGAACUACGCCAUCAACUUGGGCUUCACCGAUCCCGCCUGGGGUAGUCGCCUGUUCCGGAGCAUGAGCGACGAGCUUUUCACGGAGGUAGCCUCACCCUUAGGGCGGUUGGCAUUCAACAACCAUGAACUGGGCAUCCACCCGGACGCGUUCGUGAACAACACGGAGCUCAGCAAGCACAUGAAGGUGCUGUCUGUCGACCUCGACCGCAACGGCAAACCGUUCGUGUCCACUGUGGAGGGCAAGGACUUGCCAUUGUACGCGACCCAGUGGCACCCGGAGAAAGCUCCCUGGGAGUGGAACCCCCUGUGGAAGAUCGUCCGCUCCGACUCAGCCAUCAAGCUCUCGAACUAUUUCGGUCGCUUCUUCGUGAACGAGUGCAAACACAACAAAAACAAGUUCGAGAGUCUGGAGGCCGAAGACCGAGCGCUUCUGCAUAAUUGGGUGUCCAUUCCCUCAAGCGCCCUCUAUCGUCUAGAUCAUAAGGUCCACACACUCUUCACAGAAAUCUACUGCAUUGAUCGGAAACAGGUGAACCAGUUCAAUCCAUCCUCUAGAACCGCGAAGAGAUUGAAACGGCUGCCGCUCUUUUGAGAGUAUUACUCUUUUGCAGGUGUUUUAAUAACUUCGUAAGAUGUUAUCGUUUAUAGAGGAUCUUAGAUUAACCCAGGGUGUUCAGUAUAACCUGUUAGUUAGUAAGAGGCAUAGUUAUCAUCUUCUAGAAAGUGAAGCAAAGAUCAUCGCAGAGAGUUUUGAAGUCAUAGCUACUGUUAGUUGACAAGCUAAGUCUCUGAAUCCAGGUCCUGGCUUAGUUUCGGAUGGAGAGGAAUGUAACCUCCUGCAAGUUAAAGGUAAUAUUCUUAGUAUCUUUUUUGUUGAUCCGGAGUAGUAAAAGCAAUUCACAUGCACUUUGGGUAGGCAUGUACAGCUCUAUCCUGAGGCCUAUGCUUUUCCCAUG
Physcomitrium patens is the source of this 2021-nucleotide messenger RNA. RefSeq lists its product as uncharacterized. NCBI's taxonomy places the organism in Eukaryota, Viridiplantae, Streptophyta, Bryopsida, Funariales, Funariaceae. Gene Ontology annotation, cellular component: vacuole. The record is from RefSeq and is a predicted model, not a curated record. Gene Ontology annotation, molecular function: gamma-glutamyl-peptidase activity. Gene Ontology annotation, biological process: tetrahydrofolylpolyglutamate metabolic process.